AUGAAACACGCUAGCGGACUUGGUCCUACACAGAUCGAAAGAGAGCAAUUUUCUCUAUCGAAUGAUUAUGUCAAAAUCCCAACUCAUCGAGCCAGAUUGAAUACGUUAGUUUAUCACCUUAAUUUAUUACAUAAUAACAAAGUUGAGAAUUCAAAUGAUGCGUUAUUAUUCGCAUCUCCCUAUCUUUACAAUAUUUCAACAUACGAUUAUUUAAUUUCAAACAGCACAAUAUUUUAUAAAAGAUUGCAUUACAUUAGCAAUGGUCAUCCAGAAGUUUUAAUAUUUAUCAUAAUCUCCGAUGAAUUUCGUUUAAUUGGUCUCAAUUGGUUAUUAAAUAUAAAAUAUUAUUUACCAUCAUUAUUUAUACGUUUAUUUAUUGGUUGUCAUGAUAAAAGUAGUCUAGAAUUAGUGGAAAAGUUUAAUUUAAAGUAUCAUUUAUCAAUUCCAUAUUAUUUAAUGAAUUUUAAUGAUGAUUUACCACCUAUAACAUUAUCACCACAUUUUAUCAAUGGAAAAAUUGUUGGCAAACAAAAUAAUAAACGACACCAAUUAAUGAUGUUUAUUUCAGUUAUUGAACGUUUACAAUUAUUACGUAACGGUUUUACAUUUAUUUAUAGUGAUACUGAUAUUCUUUUAUUUCGUUCACCAUUAAAUCUUUAUCCAUUUUCAAUAUUAACUAAAAAUGUUCCAAUAUUAUUUCUUAGUGAUUGGGAAAAUAUAACACUUCUACGUUAUAAUAGUGGUUUUCUAUUUUUAAGACCAUUGUAUUUACCAAUAAUUGAAUUAUGGA
Molecule: messenger RNA, 790 nt
Organism: Didymodactylos carnosus
Lineage: Eukaryota; Metazoa; Rotifera; Eurotatoria; Philodinida; Philodinidae
Source: the annotation of a GenBank genome assembly